CAGCAGAUCAGGGCAAGAGGAGGAGGAAGAAAACUUUCAAUCAAGACGUUUUCGCAACCUGCAUUCAAAAUUGCACUGAUUGCGCUUUGGGACUGAUUGCAAGACUGCAGCCAGCAAGAAGAUUAAAAAAAACCAAACACAACAGCUGAGAAAGCAACUCAAAAGAAGAGAACGAGAAAGAAAACGUACAAUCAAGAUGUCUUCUCAACCGAAAUUCACACUUCUUUUGGAAAAAAAGGAAGAAAAACCUUUGAGAGUCGUCCUGCUGGGAAAAACCGGAUCAGGAAAAAGCAAGUUUGGCAAUAUGAUCAUUGGAAAAAGUGUGUUUCAGGUGGACGGUUCAGCAAACUCUGGUUCAAGUAGAUGUCAGGCAGCCACUACAUUUAAUGGAGAAAUCACAGUGGUUGAUACUCCUGGUUUCUUUGACAACCGCAGAGAUAAAGUAGAUGUCAAACCUGAGAUAGUGAAGAGUAUCACAGAGUGCUCACCUGGACCUCAUGCUUUUCUCAUUGUACUCAAGGUGGAGAAAUUCACUGAGCAAGAGAAGCAGAUUAUUACAAAAAUAAGAGAGUUAUUUUCUGAAGAGGCUUUUAAAUAUGCUGUACUGAUCUUCACUCAUGGUGACCAGCUUGAUGAGGGCGAAACGAUCGAAGAGUUUGUCAGUAAAAAUAAGGACCUGAAAGAGCUUUCAGAUAAAUGUGGUGGCCGCUGUCAUGUUGUUGAUAAUAAGUAUUGGAACAAAAGCCAGGAAGAUCCUUACAGAAACAACCAGUUCCAGAUCAGACAGCUGCUCUACACGAUCAAUGAAAUGGUGAAGCAAAACGGAGGACGCUGCUACACCAAUGAGAUGCUGCUUGCAGUGGAGAAACAAAUCAGAGAAGAGGAGGAGCGAACCGGAUCCAGAGAGUUGGCAAAGAAAAAUGUCACCGACUUUUUCUUCAAGAAAUCAGCUGGUAUUGACCCAGAAGAUUUACUGGGAGCUUCACUUGGCAGACCAGAAAAUGUUAAAAAGGUUCUUUCAGUAGUUUUUGGUCUCACUUGUGCUACUGCAGGGGCAGUUCUUGGAGCAGCAGUUGGAGCAGCAGUUGGAGCAGUUGCAGGUCCUGCAGGGGCUGCUGCUGGAGCUGCUGCAGGGGCAAAAACUGGAGCUGCUGCAGGGGCAACUGUUGGAGGUGUUGCAGGGGCUGUGGGAGGUUAUAUAGCUGGGGGGUGGAUGAAGCCAAAGGAUGAAUAAAUUGGAGACAUGAGAUAGAGACAAAAACAACAAAAAUUCCACCAUGUCACAGACACAUUGUGGAAUAAUAUUUUUUUAGACUGCAGAUAUACUUUUUUCUCUAAUGGUGGAU
Messenger RNA from Salarias fasciatus (jewelled blenny), 1346 nucleotides. RefSeq names its product GTPase IMAP family member 7-like. The transcript has 3 exons. Gene Ontology annotation, molecular function: GTP binding. The record is from RefSeq and is a predicted model, not a curated record. NCBI's taxonomy places the organism in Eukaryota, Metazoa, Chordata, Actinopteri, Blenniiformes, Blenniidae. The coding region runs from base 197 to 1234 and encodes 345 amino acids.